Messenger RNA from Lactuca virosa, 1754 nucleotides. The record is from the annotation of a GenBank genome assembly. NCBI's taxonomy places the organism in Eukaryota, Viridiplantae, Streptophyta, Magnoliopsida, Asterales, Asteraceae.
AUGUUGCUCGUGAGCCGUAUUCCGUAUGCGCUACGCCUCUGUUUCUCGACUUCGUGGACCCGGCCUCACCAUUUGAGCUCAUUCAAGAUGACAGAUCAGGGAUCUACAUAUACAUUAGAUGAAGCACUUCUGGCCAUUGGAUUUGGGAAGUAUCAAGGAUGGAUAAUUGCUUAUGCAGGUCUUGGUUCCAUUGCUGAGGCAAUGGAGGUGAUGAUUCUUUCUUUCAUUGGUCCAUCAGUUAGGUCUGAAUGGAACCUCUCAUCUACUCAAGAGAGCCUUAUUACAACUGUGGUUUUUGCUGGUAUGCUUAUCGGGGCAUAUUCCUGGGGUGCCAUCUCUGAUAACUUUGGAAGGAGAAAAGGUCUUCUGAGUAUUGCUAUUGUGACUAGUGGAGCUUCACUUUUAAGUGCUUUCUCUCCAAACUAUAUUUCAUUGGUGAUUCUUCGUUGCAUAGGAGGCAUCGGUCUGGGUGGUGGGCCCACUUAUAAUUCUUGGUUUUUGGAGUUUGUUCCUAUUCCAAGUAGAGGAAGAUGGAUGGUUAUUUUUGCAACUUUCUGGACAAUAGGAACAAUAGUUGAGGCUUCUCUUGCUUGGAUCGUGAUGCCACGUUUUGGUUGGAGGUGGUUGCUUGCAAUAUCUUCACUUCCUGCUAUAGCUGCUCUCAUCUUUUAUAAUCUUGUCCCAGAAUCCCCAAGAUAUUUAUGUUUAAAAGGCCAAACAACUACAGCUUACAAUAUUCUGAAAAGAGCAGCAGCUGUCAACAAAAAACAACUUCCUUCUGGGAUCCUUCUUUCUGAUCAAAUCGCCUGUUUUGAUGAAGAUUUUGAUACAUUAGAGGAUGCCCAUUUGCUGUCUCCAAAAACAAACAAAAUGGUUGAUUUUAAAACAGGCUUCUCAACCCUGUGGAUGCUGUUUUCAUCAAGUUUGAUUAAAACCACGUUUUUAUUAUGGGUCGUGUUUUUUGGAAAUGCAUUUUCAUACUAUGGGAUCAUACUGCUGACCUCAGAGUUGACCAGUGGGCAAAGUCACUGUGCUUCGUUGACUUUGUCUUCUGUUAAUGGUUCUUCUGAAGAUUUUAUGUAUAGAGAUGUAUUCAUCACCAGUUUGGCAGAGCUUCCCGGACUUCUUUUUGCAGCAUUCACAGUGGACAGGAUUGGGCGCAAGCAUUCAAUGGAACUCAUGUUCUUCAUAGGCUUCAUAUUCCUUCUACCACUCCUUUCACACCAAUCUGAAAUUCUCACAACAGCUUCCUUAUUUGGAUCACGCAUGUUCAUCAUUGGAACUUUCACCAUUGCCAAUAUAUACGCACCAGAGAUAUAUCCUACUGCUGUAAGGGCAACUGGUGUUGGGGUAGCAAGCUCUGUGGGUAGAGUAGGGGGAAUGAUUUGCCCUCUUGUGGCGGUUUAUCUGGUGGCUGGUUGCCACCAAACGGCGGCAAUUGUUCUGUUUGAGGUUGUGAUUAUUCUUUCAGGUGUUUGUGUUGUGUUCUUCCCACAUGAAACCAUGGCUCGUGAAUUGGUGGAUACUGUUUCUGUCCCUGAUUCGCCUUGAGAAUUUAGUGGUCAUAAGUUAGAAGAAAGUGUAGAGGCCAUAUUCACAUUUGUUGUUUGUAAAUACACCAUUAUGCUAGUCAAUAAUGAGAUAAUAUUCCUGUAUUUCCUGAUUCACCCUUUCUUUAUAUGUAAACUUUAAGGGUGGCUUAGUUUAUAAAUACAAGGUUGUUGUAAAUAACUGAAUAAUAAAUUCUAUUGGGC